This is a messenger RNA of Sphaeramia orbicularis (orbiculate cardinalfish), 1284 nucleotides long. RefSeq lists its product as uncharacterized. The transcript has a single exon. The record is from RefSeq and is a predicted model, not a curated record. Bases 122 to 961 code for a protein of 279 amino acids. Lineage: Eukaryota; Metazoa; Chordata; Actinopteri; Kurtiformes; Apogonidae. Gene Ontology annotation, cellular component: membrane.
CCGUACCAGUCGCGCGCUGCUGAAGGUGUGGCGCAGACCUAACAGUCGUGAACAGAAGUUAGAUCCUCCCGCGGACAUGGACGUGUUUAUUCGGUGAGUCCUGUUUCGGCCAGUGUUGGAUAUGGAGUUUAAAGCGGGUUUGUGGACGGCGGUGUUCCUGUUUGUGCUCCAACUCACGCACAUUUCAGCCAAAAAUAUACCGACAUAUUUCCGACCGGGGGGAACCCUGAGCCUCAGCCCCACCGCGGUUCCGGACCCAGUCAGAAGUGUCCUGUGGACGCACAAUGGGAACCUGGUGGCGGAGUGGAUCAAAGAUGAGAUUGAACUGCAGUACUACGGUGUGUUCAGAAACCGGACCGAACUGAACACAACCACCGGACAGCUGCGGAUCACACAGACCACGGAGGCCGACAACGGCGAGUUUUCAGUGGAGCUGAACAACGUGAUUCAGGCGGAUCGGUACGAGGCCCGGAUGAUCCAGGAGGUUCCGGACCCGUAUGUGUGGGUGAGGCCGAACAAAGACCUGUACGUCCUGUACUGUGACCCGGUACCGGGCCAGGAGGCAGCUCUGCAGGCCGCCGAACCCGUGUCCUACUGGUGGAAAAUAGGAACCGCUGACUGGGCCGAGUUCGGAAACAAACUGGAAGUAAACGACAACGAGACAACCCGGCGCGCGGAGACGUUCACGUGCAAGAUGGUAAACCCUGUGAGUGAGAAGACCAGCCAACCCGUACAGAACCCCCUCAACGGACAGGCUCCUUCGACCGGAACGGCUGUGGGUGUGGGUGUGGGUGUGACUCUGUUUCUGGGUCUGUUGGCUGUGUUUUUGGCUGUGUACGCCUAUAUAAAGAAGAAGUUUCCUUUCAAUCGGACCGGAAACGCCCCAGUUUCUUCGGGUGCAGAUGAAAUAGAGACAGGUAAGCUGAAGCCCUCCCCAGAAGCAGAGACUGGACGUACAUAACAGCCCACUGCAGAACCAGGGCUGUUCCUGCCUUCACAUGCUUUGGAAAUUAUGGUAAAUACUAGUUGCACGUAAACGCCCCAUCACGUCGUAUUUUCCACUGGAGAACUGAGAAAGAAAUGUUCCACGACCUGCGGACAUGAAAAUAACCUGUGACCCUUUCAACAUCAACGAGGAAUUCAUCUCAAAUAAUGAACAAUUUUUUUUUUUUACUAACGUCCUGCUGAUGUAUGUGCACUUUUCAUAGCGUACGCAAUGAGCAAAAAAAAAAAAGCUGUUGCAGACAAAUUAACGCAUCCAAAACUGUUUUAUCCAGGUAGUAG